GGAAGGGAAGCCAGCGCGGGUUGUUUCCCUCGCAUCUCCUUCCGUCGCGUCCCAUCACAUCGCCUUCCACCUGUCGCACUGGUCCCCACUAUGUCUCCAGGGCGCGUGCGCGAGCGCGAGCGCUAGCCUGCGCCGGGAGGGCCAGCCUUUGGAGUGGGCCUCUUAUUUUGCCCAGGUUUUAACACCUAACCCUUUUUGACUUUUAUUUAUCUUUUCUCUCCAAGAAGGGCUUUUACUCCGUUUUGCUUUUCCGUUCAUUCUUAUGCACUCGUGACAGCACGCUCAUUUAGAAGCCUUGACCCCAGUCACACAUGUUGGCACUGUGAUUUUGGAGGGAAAAUCCGUGGCUCCGAGUUCACUUGGCGGGCGUCCACCGGGGUCUUACUGCCUGGUGGAUGCUUAGUGAACUUUCAGUUUCUACUUGGAAGGCCUCGCUCAGUGCAAAUCGUAAUUUGAGGCUCUUGCUGAAUUUUAUUAGAUGAGAAUAAAAAUUUUUGUUUUUCCAUUUGGUAAAAUUAAUUUUUUUUCUGGACAGACCACAGUUCAGACCCUACAUUUUGCAAAGAUCAACUCUGCCUCAGACUCAAUUGACGCUUCAUCUAUAGUUCCAUACAUUGCCAAAUAAGGAAAUGAAGUUUUUCUCUUGAUAGGUUACAGUACUUGGCUAAAGCCAACUCUAGGUUGGCUUGGGCAGGAAAGUGAAAAGAAAUGCUGAACUUUACCAGAUGUCAACAUCUGAAACCCAUAACGCAGAAGUGUUUCUCUAGUACACCGGUUAAAGUGCAGACUUGCACACAACUCCUGCUUUCACGAGUCUUUGCACUCAUAGAAUCAGGAAAGUCAUGGCACUCAACCCACUCAUUUGCUGGAGACAAAAAUAUUAUCCUGAUGGGGCCUCCGGGUGCUGGGAAAACAACAGUAGGCAGAAUAAUGGGCCAUAAACUAGGCUGUUGUGUCAUCGAUGUGGAUGAUGACAUCCUUCAAAAAACCUGGAAUAUGAGCGCUUCAGAAAAAUUACAGGAUGUUGGUGAUGAGCGAUUUUUAGAAGAGGAAGGAAAAGCAGUGUUAAACUUGUCUGCAUUUGGAAGUGUGAUUUCCCUCAGUGGGUCCAAUCCCAUGCAUGAUGCUACCAUGUGGCAUCUGAAGAAAAAUGGAAUUGUUGUAUACCUGGAUGUGCCUCUGAAAGAUAUAAUGAGUCGUCUGAAGUCAAUGAAAAUUGAUAGGAUUGUUGGCCAGAACUCUGGAACAUCUCUGACAGACUUACUGAAGCACAGAAGAUUGUACUAUAAGAAGUGGUAUGAUGCCCGAGUCUUUUGUGAGACUGGGGCUUCUGCUGAGCAGGUUGCCAACAAAGUGCUUGACGCAGUGAAGAGAUACCAAGACGUGGAUUCAGAGACAUUCAUUUCAACAAGACAUGUUUGUCCAAAAGGCCAUGACAAGAAGCUUCCACCAAAAUACUUCAGUGAAGCUGUCAUCGAGGGGUUGGCUUCUGAUGGUGGCCUCUUUGUUCCUGAGAAGGAGUUUCCCAAACUAAGCUGUGGGGAGUGGAAAAGCCUCAUAGGGGCAACCUACAUAGAAAGAGCACAGGUACUUCUGGAAAGGUGUAUUCACCCUGCAGACAUACCUGCCGCCAAAUUGGGAGAAAUGAUUGAAACUGCUUAUGGGGACAACUUUGCCUGCUCUAAAAUUGCCCCUGUCAGGUACCUUUCCAGCAAUCAGUUCAUCCUGGAAUUGUUCUAUGGUCCAACGGGGUCCUUUAAAGACUUGUCUUUACAGCUUAUGCCUCAUAUUUUUACCUACUGUAUCCCACCAAGUUGCAAUUACAUGCUGCUUGUAGCUACUUCAGGAGACACGGGGAGUGCAGUCUUAAAUGGGUUUAGCCAUCUUAAUAAAAAUGAUAAGCAAAGAAUAGCUGUGGCUACAUUCUUUCCAGAAAAUGGAGUUAGUGAUUUUCAGAAAGCACAGAUAGUUGGCAGUCAGAGAGAAAAUGGAUGGGCAGUAGCUGUCAGGUCAGAUUUUGAUUUUUGCCAGACAGCUAUUAAAAAAAUAUUUAAUGAUUCUGACUUUACUGGUUUUCUAACUGUGGAAUAUGGAACAAUCUUAAGUUCAGCCAAUUCUAUAAAUUGGGCUCGACUGCUUCCCCAGGUAGUUUAUCAUGCCUCUGCAUAUCUUGAGCUUGUUAGCCAAGGGUUUAUUUCUUUUGGAAGCCCAGUAGAUGUCUGUAUUCCCACAGGAAACUUUGGGAACAUUUUAGCGGCAGUGUAUGCCAAGAUGAUGGGAAUCCCUAUUCGAAAAUUUAUCUGUGCCUCUAAUCAGAACCAUGUUUUGACUGAUUUUAUAAAAACUGGACAUUAUGAUUUAAGGGAUAGGAAAUUAGCACAAACCUUUUCACCAUCAAUAGAUAUUCUCAAAUCUUCAAACCUGGAGCGACAUUUAUACUUGAUGGCUAACAAAGAUGGACAGUUAAUGGCAAAUUUAUUUAAUCAGUUAGAGAGUCAGCUUCAUUUCCAAAUAGAGAAGAUAUUAGUCGAGAAGCUGCAGCAGGAUUUUGUUGCUGACUGGUGUUCUGAGGAAGAGUGCCUAGCAGCCAUUAACACUACCUACAACACAUCAGGAUAUAUUUUGGAUCCACAUACUGCUGUUGCAAAAGUGGUUGCAGACAGGAUGCAAGACAAAACCUGCCCAGUGAUCAUAUCAUCUACAGCUCACUACUCGAAGUUUGCACCUGCUGUCAUGCAGGCGCUGAAAAUUAAGGAACUCAACCAGACAUCAUCAAGCCAGCUUUACUUACUGGGCUCAUACAAUGCAUUACCACCUCCUCAUGAAGCUUUAUUAGAGAGAAUGAAACAGCAAGAGAAGAUGGAUUACCAGGUCUGUGCAGCUGAUGUGAGUGUCCUGAAGAGUCAUGUGGAAAAACUGAUCCAAAAUUGGUUCAUAAGGAAAUCUGAGUAGAGUAUUUUUCUUCGUAAGAAGCAAUAAUAAAUAUCAAACAUUGGUUUGGGUUACAAUAGCA
Molecule: messenger RNA, 3013 nt
Organism: Psammomys obesus (fat sand rat)
Lineage: Eukaryota; Metazoa; Chordata; Mammalia; Rodentia; Muridae
Gene: Thnsl1
Product: threonine synthase like 1
Exons: 3
Coding region: 709-2952 (747 amino acids)
Cellular component (GO): cytoplasm
Source: RefSeq, a predicted model, not a curated record